Paramuricea clavata is the source of this 256-nucleotide messenger RNA. NCBI's taxonomy places the organism in Eukaryota, Metazoa, Cnidaria, Anthozoa, Malacalcyonacea, Plexauridae. The record is from the annotation of a GenBank genome assembly.
AUGGCCACUGCAGAGUCGUGCCUUGAUAAUCUAAUAAAGUCUGUUGAGAAUGGGGAGGUUACAGUUGCCACACUGAUGUUUCUAGAGAAACAUGCCAGUCAAUUUUUAAAGCUGGGUGAGAUACACCAAAAGAACCAAAAUGUUUCAUUAUCAGUAAAGAAUUCUUUUUCACAACGACUUUCUGAACUGAAGGCUUUCCUCAGAUUAAGAGACCAUCUGGAAUGUUUUAUUCACUUCAGCGACAAAUUCACUUCAG